AUGGCUAGUCCUGACGAACAAAGAGAGCUAAGGAAGAAAUCAGAAAAAGAAGAGCUAGAGUUCUAUACCAAAUUCGAACAAAAAAUUCAGCCCGCAAUCGAGGAGUUCCGAAAUAGUUUUCCAAAUGGUCCUUAUUCUCAACCAAGAGGACCAAUGCCACUAGGCAAUUUCGAAAUUCUUUUUGACGAAUGGUGUAGUUACCUGGUAAAAGCGCCGCCACCCACACUAAAGCAGCGACAGUAUUUGUCCCAACCUCCGCCCCCUUCGGCGCAACAAAAAAACGCUACACUAAUUACACAUAACCGACAAGUUCAGGUCUGCUCAGAUAGGCCCCCUAACAACACCGCUUCCUCGAACUCUUCAAAAAAGAAUAUCGACUAUCUCGAUUUUCUCGAAGGAAAAGACCCUUUAUCAAACGGAAAAGCAAAUAUAGAUGCUGGAAAAAGGGACUUUACGAGAGAUGAUGCCAGAAGCGUGCUGGAGGUAAUAGCAACACCUAUCACGAUACCUACCUUGGAUGAUGUCGAUAUUAAGAAGAGGAACAAAGGCAAGGAUGUAGCAACAAAACGCCCUCCAAAAAAGCUACCAAUCACAAAAAAUUCACGCGUGCAGAACUAUAAUAAGCGAAAUUAUAACAAAGAUGUCAUUAUGACAGAUCGAGAAUUCACGCAUGAUGAUGAAAGAACUUUAGGAGAUCCUUCAUCAUUACCUACCACAAAUAAUCCGGUCAACAAUGAUCCUCAAAAACCUGUUAAACAGUUAAUAGUUAAAUUGAAAAUCCCGCCAAGAAAACAGGAUUCAAAAUCAGAUGAUAAUAAUGCUACUGCAUCAUAUAAUGAAAAUUCUUGGUCAUCACAACAAAAACAUUCGAAGGCGCCCGAUGGAAAUAAAGGAGUAAAACCCUUGGAAAAUGGGUCAACAAAAGUAACAAAGGCUACCAAAGUUCGAGAUUAUCAGGAUAGUCCUCGCAACGUAAAACGGAAAUUAGUUAAAGUUACGGCAGAGUCAAAUUCUCAGCAAACCGAUAUAAUGGAAUUCGAUGAGACGUUUAGAUCACAAAGCAUUGUACCAAUUACUGUCGAACAACGUACUCUUGGUGUUCAAUCUCCUGUCAUAACUGUCCAAACAGUUGGUAAUCAAACAGAUAAUUCUUCUUAUACAAGAUCAAUCGAAGUUCAAACAGAUCCAAUAGAUAUACAGCAAAACCCAAUAAACACACAACAAAACUCAAUAAACACACAGCAUCAAGAACCCGGAAAUGAUGAGGAACAAUCGGAAAUGGCACUAUUUCAUCAUGUCUUAUUUGAACGUAAGAGUGCCAUAGGUCGUGAAUACAAGCAUCGAGCCGAAAAAGACACAGAGAAACGAUCGCCAUUGGAAAAGGUGUCCGAUUAUCUGGAAUCCUUCCUACGCUAUACAGAAGCUGUUUUUCAUCAACAUGAAGCCGAUAAGAACGGUUACAAAUAUAACUUUAAGUAUCUUAAUCUAGAAAAAUUAUUCGAUUUUAUUCGAGCCACAAUCGAAAAACAAGGGAACGAGACUCCUUUGGCCGGGCUUGUCAAGUUUGUCAAAGCGAUUGAGAAUAACCUUCAAGAUUCUUAUAUAAAUGAUUCAUCAGGUUUAAAUUCUAAAAAAGCUUUUGACGAAUAUUUGAA
Messenger RNA from Racocetra fulgida, 1655 nucleotides. The record is from the annotation of a GenBank genome assembly. Lineage: Eukaryota; Fungi; Glomeromycota; Glomeromycetes; Diversisporales; Gigasporaceae.